This is a messenger RNA of Manihot esculenta (cassava), 2051 nucleotides long. Its product is annotated as wall-associated receptor kinase-like 20. The record is from RefSeq and is a predicted model, not a curated record. The transcript has 3 exons. NCBI's taxonomy places the organism in Eukaryota, Viridiplantae, Streptophyta, Magnoliopsida, Malpighiales, Euphorbiaceae. Bases 37 to 1953 code for a protein of 638 amino acids. Gene Ontology annotation, cellular component: plasma membrane. Gene Ontology annotation, molecular function: ATP binding; protein serine/threonine kinase activity. Gene Ontology annotation, biological process: cell surface receptor signaling pathway; protein phosphorylation.
AUUGCAUAACGUAUAGGAGCAUAGAGCAAAUAUACAAUGGACAAGAUAGUGCUCCUCAUAUUGAUCCCAAUGGUUGGACUUCUAUCAUGCUCCCGCCACACCAUCGCCGUGCAACGCUGUGGGGUUUGUGGCCGCACUAUUGUGCCGUAUCCCCUGAGCACUGCACUAGAUUGCGGUGACCAACGAUACAAGAUUCGGUGUACUGCAGGUACACUAUGGUUCGAUUCCUUAAACGGAUCAUCCUACAUGAUCACAUCCAUUAACCCAUUAAGCCGACGCAUGAUCAUCCGACCAGCAAACUUAGAUGCCAAAACUUGCAUAUCCAGCGAUUUUCGAAGCCAAGGAAUCCAGCUCAGUGACAAUCUUCCCUUCAAUAUUACCAGCAGUAACACCAUUUUGCUACUUAAUUGUACAGAUGCAGUAUUGCAUUCGCAACCACCUGCAGAUUGUUCAGCUGCUAGCAUUUGUCACGGCUAUAUUAAGGACAGUGCACCGACCUGUAUGAGUGCGCCACUGUGUUGUACGUUCAGGACUGGUGGGUUUCAAAGUACUCGAGAGAUUAAGGUUCAUGGUGGAGGGUGUGGUGCGUAUCAGAGUUUCGUGAACUUGGAUGUGAAGAAUCUGGCUCGGAAAAAGUGGCCUGAGCCUGGAGUGGAGAUAGAAUGGGCUUUGCCUCAGGAGCCAGUUUGCAGGAUUCCUUUGGACUGCAGAGACUUGUUGUACUCCAAAUGCUUGCCCGAUCCGAUGAGCUUGGGACAGAAAAGAUGUUUUUGUGAUGCUGGAUUUAAGUGGGAUCCCAUCAAUGGCUUGUGUCAAAAUUUGAAGUGUCGCCCCGGGAAACCUUGCAAAAAGCGAAAGAAAAAGACUGCACUUUUUGCUGGUGUGGCCCUUGCCGGGGGAGUAAUCAUACUUGCUUUUGUAAUUGGGAUUCUGUUCUACAAGCAACAUCACAACUCAAGAAGAGCUCAAAAGAAUUUGAUCAAAGAAAGGAAAGAGAUGUUAAAUGCCAAAUACAGCGGCAAAUCAGCCAGGAUAUUCACUGGCAAGGAGAUAACAAAAGCAACCAACAACUUCUCCAAAGACAACCUCAUCGGGUCCGGUGGGUUCGGCGAGGUUUUCAAGGGCAUUCUCGAUGAUGGGACCACAAUAGCCACCAAGCGAGCCAAGCUAGGAAAUACCAAAGGCACAGAUCAAGUCCUUAACGAGGUUCGUAUUCUUUGCCAGGUGAAUCACAGGAGUCUUGUAAGACUUCUGGGCUGCUGCGUUGAGCUUGAGCAGCCUAUCAUGAUUUAUGAGUAUAUCCCCAAUGGAACUCUCUUUGAGCACCUUCAUUGUCACCAUUCAAGCAAGUGGACACCUCUUAGUUGGCAACGCAGGCUACGAAUUGCCCAUCAAACAGCCGAAGGACUAGCGUAUCUCCACUCUGCAGCUCUGCCUCCUAUUUAUCAUCGUGAUAUAAAAUCCAGCAACAUUUUACUCGACGAGAAGCUAAACGCCAAAGUUUCUGAUUUCGGGCUCUCUAGGCUAGUGGAAACGAGUGAGAACAAUGAUAGCCAUAUAUUCACCGGUGCACAGGGGACCCUCGGCUAUCUUGACCCUGAAUAUUACCGGAAUUUUCAGUUGACAGAUAAGAGUGAUGUUUAUAGCUUUGGAGUUGUUUUGUUGGAAAUGCUGACUUCUAAGAAAGCUAUUGAUUUUAACAGAGAAGACGAAGAUGUGAACUUGGUCGUUUAUAUGAAGAAGAUAAUGGAAGACGACAGAUUGAUAGAUGUUAUUGACCCAGUCAUUAAGGACAGUGGAAGCAAGUUAGAAUUGGAGAUGAUGAAAGCAUUGGGAUCUCUUGCAGCUGCUUGUCUGAAUGACAAGAGGCAGAAUCGACCUUCAAUGAAAGAAGUUGCAGAUGAGAUUGAGUAUAUUAUUAGUAUUACCGCAGAGAAGGGUUCUAAAUCAUAGUUGUGUGUACUAUGUUGUAUUGGCAAAGCCAUGAAUAAUAACUUCUGCAAUGAAUACGUACUGCAUGGUUUCUCCUCUUCAAUUUUUUUUUCCUUUGA